Phymastichus coffea is the source of this 3130-nucleotide messenger RNA. RefSeq lists its product as uncharacterized. The record is from RefSeq and is a predicted model, not a curated record. The transcript has 2 exons. NCBI's taxonomy places the organism in Eukaryota, Metazoa, Arthropoda, Insecta, Hymenoptera, Eulophidae. Bases 137 to 1321 code for a protein of 394 amino acids.
UUUCACGAACAGUUCCGUUUUAGCAGUCCUAACAAACGCUUUGCCACGCAGUGUGUGUUCCGUAUUUUUGUUUACAACCUUUACAAACAAACUGCAUAGUAGCAUCCAUCUAACAAAUUUGGCAAAAGCAACAACAAUGAAUCGAUUAUUGAUCGUUUGUUUAACAAUCGUCUCAGCGGUGCAAAGUCAACAUUUAAGCUCAAUGAUACAAUUGCCAUUAUUGGAGAGCAGCCAUGUAAAGCUCGAAAAUGGCAUCGACCCGAACCACCUGCUGGUCAUCGAGUGCAUAAACUCAAACAAAGCGGUAGAGCUGGAGUGCACCGUAACAAUUCACCUGACGGAUAAUUCAACUGACAUCUGCUCGUUGACCCUCGCAGCUAAAGAAGACAUGGAUGACAUUGAGUUAUUGUCCAUUCAUCAGCUCAGCGACAACAAAGUGAUGAUCGUGUGGGGCGACUUCGAGCCGCGCAGAGGCAGCUUGUCGUACUAUCAGUCGAUCUUCUACAUCAAGCGCAUCACCAUCGUCGAGAUGAGCACGUGCGCCUCAGUGAAAACUCUGCUGCAUCGUUAUUUCCUCGGGUCUCGUCGCCGCUUACAGGCGGUAGUGCCGUUCGCCGAAGGCUUCGACGCGGUCGUCACUUGCCAACCCUACUACGAGAACUGCUCGUCGACGCGCGAGAGCUACGACUCGUCCGGCAACGAGUUGGGUGAAGUCGAGGCGCUGCCCGUUCAACUGGAGCACAUAUCAGCCCUGGCGGUCUCCAGGGAAGAUCGCUCGGCCGGCAUUUUCAUCUAUGGCACCAGCGACGACCUCAACACCAACGUCAGCCACGUGGCGGCGGGCAGCGUGAAGAGGUCGCUGAGCCUCCGCACGGACAUUCGGCAAGCCGUGAGCCACGCCGACGGCGAGGGCUCCCUGGCGAUCUGUGGCCGAGUGGUCGGCAAGCCCAGAUUCAUCGAGUGCACGCACUACGACGCCACGACGAACAAGGUGGUCGAGUACCGGACGAGUCUGCCCGGCUACGUCGACGUCGUGGGCGUGCGUCGCUUGAGAAACGGCAGUCUGCUGCUGCUGGCGAUCGACGACAACGAGAUAAUGCUCGCGGUGAUGGGCAAAGACCGGCACGUCACCUUUGCGGUGCCGAUCGAUUGGCGCGCCACGACGGGAAAGUGUCGAGUAAGGGGCUUCAAUGAGAAAGAGGCGAACUUUGGUUUCGUUUGCGAGACGCACGUCGAGGGCAAACGUAGCCUCGUUACGCAGAUGUUCGCGCUGCCGGCUAAGCUUCGCGAGAACCAGGGCGAAAACUCAACGGAAACCUGACGCGGCUUGCUUCAAGGUUGCUAGGAGCAAGCCUGCCGUUAUUUAUUGUCAACUGUAACGAUGAGCGACCUGUGUCGGUGUAACGUACAUUUUGCUACUGCAUACCCGCAUAACAGCGGAUAGUUCGCACGUAACGCAGCUCGAUGAGUUCUUGAGCAUUUCGAUUUCUAGCGAUCAAAUAAUUAUUUAUUGUCUCAUUGUCAUCUUCUUGUAAAAGGAAGUAUCUCGCCUCUCAAAUAUGAAAACAUGUUAUUGACGUGCCUGCCAUCAAAAUAAUUCUUAGAAAAAUAAUUGCGAGUCUAAGUAAUUACAGAUAAAGCUAGAGAAAUACGUAAAUUAAAAGAGAAUAGUCAUAAAGUAUUUAUUUAUUUUUAUAUAUUAUAGGGAAACAUUGACGUAGCAAACUUGUGAGUAUUUUGAAGCUUCACAGUUUUGUAAGAAAUGCUUCCUGAUAACUAUGUGCAUCGUAUUAGUACGUUAGUUUAAAAAGUAAUUAUUUUCUCACUAUUGCAAGUAUCUAUUAUAUGUAUUUCAACUAGUCAAAGUAUUAUUAAGUUAUCACUGUUCUUCGUACGAUGUAAAAGCUAUUUAAAUCCAUGUGCAUUAUCGUAGUUUCUAGCAAAUAAAAGCUCCGAUGCACUGGUAAGAAUCUGAAUUCAUCGCUUAUUUUCCCUUUAAAAUUUGCAUUGAUGUCAAUUCAUUUGUCUGAUAAGACUGACUGAUCGACCGGCUAAUGUUUGUACACACAUGAAAUUUACUGAUAUCAGACAAGUGCUCUCCAUAGAUGUUUAUGUCGAGUUUUAUGUCCUGAUGCUGCUGUCAGCAAUGCACAAUCGCCAUAAGAGAAAAAUAUCGAUCCGAAACACGCGUCCAACGGCUGCUACGCAAAAUUACGAAAUUGAUAGCAUAUGAGAUGAAAACAGAUCGUUUAAGUUUCAAUCAAAUGGGCAAGCUGAAAGCUCAGGACUCAUCAAAAUAAAUCAGCAAACGAGUAUAUACAAAGUUUGACAUAACACAAUUGUUUGAUUAGUCAUCUAUAAUUGACUGAAAAGUGAGUUUUUCACUGGCUGCGUACGGAUUCAUAGUCUGACUCGCCUUGUUCAUCGACGCGUAAGCUUAACCAAGAUCCCGCUCCCCUACUUCCAGAUAAAAACUCAACUUGUUAGUUGAUACUUAACAUUUCUACUUGCAAUUUUUGCUUUCAUCGCGUCGUAAAGAUUGAGUCAGUUAGAAAACUAUAUCGUAAAAAUAUAAAAAACUUCAUCCCAAAAAUUUGCUCGAUAAAUAAAUGGCUAACGGCACAGGAGGUAAAUGUUCUCAUAAGAUUCGUAGAUAAAAUAAGGAUUUACAAAGCGAUAUUGAAUACACGAGGCUUGUAUAUGGAAAUAAUUUAAUGGAAAUGAGCAAAUUCCCCAAACUUUUGAAAUUUGUUAUAAAAACAAAAAUUCUUUUCAAAGCACAGCUUUUAAAAUCUUCUUUUCUCUCGAAGUUAGCUUUGAAUAGCAUUAGAAAAUAUGAAUUCAUGAUUUUUUCAAAAUCUUUUCUUGAAAAACAGCAUGAAUAAUCUAAACUUAACAUUUUUUUUCAAAUAGAUAUUAGAUUAUUAUAAUUUUUGUAAUUGCGUUCAACCAGUCGACGCCAUGAAUAUGCAAUUUAAAUAUUGUUCGAAACGUAAAUAAAUAGAUUAAACAGAAAUUGGCUUGGAGUUAAACAUCAAUCAGAAAAGUAUUUUUCUUGUGUCGAUAAAAAAACACCUCUUUUUAAUAUGGAGGGCUCACUGACUAUGCUAACUACAAAAGUCUGAAACUC